Molecule: messenger RNA, 537 nt
Organism: Vicia villosa (hairy vetch)
Lineage: Eukaryota; Viridiplantae; Streptophyta; Magnoliopsida; Fabales; Fabaceae
Exons: 3
Coding region: 1-537 (178 amino acids)
Source: RefSeq, a predicted model, not a curated record
AUGGAUGAGGCUGGUUCCUCUUCUGGAUCGAGGACUCGAUUGACUCGAGUGUCUUCUUCCCGUCAGGAGGAGGUACGAGAGGAUGAGGAGGAGGUGAGAUACGAGGAGGAUGAGGAGAUACCUGAUGCUGACCCUCCGCACGGAGAGGAGGAGGAUGAUGGCUUCCCGGGAGGUCCUAGGGACAUUUCCUUGCUCAUUUCCUACCACGACCACGUCGCUCGACGUUUCCGGGAGGGAGAGGAAAGGCCGACGAUAAAAUCCGUUUACCACACACGGAAGAUUUUUGAUCUGUUUAAACCAGAGGCCCAGUGGUUUAAUGAUGUGUGUCUGCUCCACCUGCCAAUCAGAGGGAGUCUGCUGCACCAUUCCCGGAUACAGAGGGUCGAGGCGAUUGAGUGGAUGGUCAACUAUCUAGGUAUGGACCAUAACAUGGAUGACUAUGAUUGUCGGGUGACGAGUGGGGCUCAUAUCCGGUUCUCCAACUUGAGAGACCUGUAUGAGAACUACUUGGUGGCGGCGGCCGAGUCCGAGCAGUAG